CCGACCUCCGGGUUAGGCUCGAAGACUCCCGCCUCCGAGGGAUGCUCCCUCCGGGGAAUGAUUCACGGCUUCCGCCUUCGGGCAAGGCUCGAAAAACCGCCUCCGAGCGAUGCUCCCUCUCGGGAAUGCUCCCGCCUCCGAGCAAUGCUCCCCCCGGGAAUGCUUUCCGCCUCCGAGGAAUGAUUCACGCCUUCCGCCUUUGGGCAAGGCUCGAAAACCGCCUCCGAGCGAUGCUCCCUCUCGGGAAUGCUCCCGCCUCCGAGCGAUGCUCCCCCCGGGAAUGCUUUCCGCCUCCGAGUUAGGCUUGGAAAGGAACACCUAUCUUCUUCGGACGUUGCUCAAAUACAUAUCUCUAACCUCCGAGUUAGGCUUGAAGACGCACGCCUCUCAAAAGGCUGGAAGACAGAGCGCCUCCCAUGGGGUUGGGAGCCAAAGACUAAUGCGCUUCCCAGGGAGCCGAGGAGCGACGCGCUUCCCAGGAAGCCGAGGAACGAUGUGCUUCCCAGGAAGCGAAGGAGCGACGCGCUUCCCCGGAAGCCGAGGAGCGACGCGCUUCCCCGGAAGCCGAGGAGCGACGCACUUCCCAGGAAGCCGAGGAGCGACGCGCUUCCCAGGAAGCCCAGGGAGCAACGCGCUUCCCAGGAAGCCGAGGAGCGACGCGCUUCCCAGGAAGCCGAGGAGCGAUGUGCUUCCCGGGAAGCCAAGGGAGCAACGCGCUUCCCAGGAAGCCGAGGAGCGAUGCGCUUCCUAGGAAGCCAAGGGAGCAAUGCGCUUCCCAGGAAGCCGAGAGGCGACGCGCUUCCCAGGAAGCCGAGGAGCGAUGCGCUUCUCAGGAAGUCAAGGGAACAACGCGCUUCCCAGGAAGCCGAGGAGCGACGCGCUUCCCAGGAAGCCAAAGGAGAAGCGCACCCCAGGAAGCCGAAGAAGCACUAAGAUUUCCAUGAAGCCGAGAGACUAAUGCGCUUCUCAAAAGGCAAAAUACUAAGCUUCCUAGAAGAUAACAGUUGAUCUUGCCUCACACAAGUAAGACAUUAACAAGAUACAUGACUUCCUGACAACAUGGACGCGACAUUGGGGAGACACGAAACAAGAGCGUCUUGAGUUAAAACUCUCAAGCCGUGGGGGCCACCCUACCUAGGUCGCAAUUAUGGUCCACUAGCGCUAACAACAAUGGACUAGCGAAGGAACUCUUAACGACUUGAGAGCUUUGGUUCAAGACAUCGAAAGUCAAGCAAGGGGCAAAGGAAAUGAUUACGCAACUCGCACAAGGGGCAAACCGCAUCAUCCGGAUUCAUAAGUAAGGCAAAUUAAUACACGAUUAACGCAUUA
Linum trigynum is the source of this 1329-nucleotide messenger RNA. Lineage: Eukaryota; Viridiplantae; Streptophyta; Magnoliopsida; Malpighiales; Linaceae. The record is from the annotation of a GenBank genome assembly.